Erigeron canadensis is the source of this 1580-nucleotide messenger RNA. RefSeq lists its product as uncharacterized. Lineage: Eukaryota; Viridiplantae; Streptophyta; Magnoliopsida; Asterales; Asteraceae. The transcript is spliced from 8 exons. The coding region runs from base 75 to 1187 and encodes 370 amino acids. Gene Ontology annotation, molecular function: S-adenosylmethionine-dependent methyltransferase activity. The record is from RefSeq and is a predicted model, not a curated record.
UUUACACAAAGCAUCAUCUUCCUAAAACAAUAAUAACCAUUAAACUCCAAACAAUCUGGGCAUACAUCCAAUUAAUGGCUAUCAGUGUGUUCCCAUCAUCAUCGAUAUCAUCAAAUUAUGGCAGCCAUUAUUAUUGUCAUUUUCACAGCUCAACCAUAAUCCAACAAAAAAGUAGAAGAAAGCCCAACAUGAUGAUGAGAGUAAGAAUGAUGACAGUGUCAUAUGAAGAAGGAAAACUCGAAAGACCAAACUGGGCUGGUGAAACCCCUCUUUCUCGCCUUGUUGCUUCUCUUAUUUCUUUCAAACCUUUGUAUUCUUUGAUGAAAUUUGGCGCCAGACAGGUCCUCAUCAGUACGGCUGAGAAAAACGAUGUACCAUGGCGUCUUAUGACAAAGGAAAUUUUGGAAUCGGAUGUUUACAAGGAAAUGGAGACCACUUUGAAUCCGUCUAUAGUAUACCCUGACUAUUAUCUCAAUCCUUUCCAUGCAUAUGAUGAAGGCAAUCUGUCUUGGCUGGCUGCUGCAGAAGCUGAGGCUGCAACUUUGUCAAUUGCAAAACGGGCACUACCUGAUGCGUCUUCAAUCAAUGAAGCAAUGGAAAUAAUUCGUGGAAAUUGGCUCAAUGCUAUGGAGCAACAUCAUCAACAGUAUUCUGGAAACUUAGAAAUUAGGGACAUCCUUGAUAUUGGUUGCUCUGUGGGUGUAAGCACAAGAUAUCUUGCUGAUAAAUUUCCUAAUGCUAAACUUACCGGUCUAGAUUUAUCACCAUACUUCCUAGCAGUAGCUAAAUACAAGGAAAAAAAAAGUCCUCAAACAUCUAGCAAAUUCCAGUGGAUACAUGCGAAUGGUGAAGAUACAGGCUUGGAAUCAAAAUCAUUCGACAUGGUUUCAAUUGCUUACGUGCUUCAUGAAUGCCCAGCAAGGGCUAUUAAAAAUUUGGUAAAAGAAGCAUUUCGGCUGCUUCGUCCUGGAGGAACCUUUGCUAUAACUGAUAACUCGCCCAAGUCUAAGAGACUUCAGGAACUCUCGCCUGUUCUUUUUACGUUAAUGAAAAGCACAGAGCCUUUUUUGGACGAAUACUACUUGCUCGAUUUGGAAAAAGCUGUCGAGGAUGCUGGUUUUGUGAACGUGCAAACGACUCUUACAGAUCCUAGGCAUCGGACUCUGACUGCCACUGUGCCUUAUUGACAUGCCAUCUUAUUUGGUUAUACUUACACUUGUGAUUAUGAUAGACGGUAACUGGCAUUAUAAAAUGUGGGUUAUCAAGUGCUAGAAUGUGGUUGGGUUUUGUCUUGUAAAGAUAACUUAGUUGAUUGGAGGCAAAAAUUGGAUAUAAAAAUGACAGAUUUGGCCACAGAAAUCACAAUGUUUGAUCGAUAAAGGUGGCAAAAGUCAAAACACUGAAUUUAACAGUGUUUUUGUGGUCUUUUGAGAUUGCUCGUUUAUAUAUGUACUCGUACUUAUCUUGCUCGCUGCUUAUUUUUAAGUUAAAAUGGCAAAAUGUGCCAUUUAAAUGACAUGUAAAGUGUAAAUUUGUCACUUAUUUCCUUUUUCUUUUAAAUUUUUUGUAGAGUUAAUUGA